Molecule: messenger RNA, 543 nt
Organism: Exophiala aquamarina CBS 119918
Lineage: Eukaryota; Fungi; Ascomycota; Eurotiomycetes; Chaetothyriales; Herpotrichiellaceae
Product: kynureninase
Exons: 1
Coding region: 1-543 (180 amino acids)
Biological process (GO): NAD+ biosynthetic process
Cellular component (GO): cytoplasm
Molecular function (GO): kynureninase activity; pyridoxal phosphate binding
Source: RefSeq, a predicted model, not a curated record
AUGGGAGAACCAAAUGCCACGGCCAAUGCUCCUUUAGAAAGCUUUUCCAAAAAUACUGCCGAGCAUCUAGAUACCGCUGACCAUCUAUCUCGCUUCCGCAAUGAAUUCUAUAUACCGACUCUUGCAGAUCUAAAACGGCCAACGUUGGCCAAAGCAUCCGAUGAGCUGUUAUCACGCCCGGCGACCUAUCUGUGUGGGAACUCCCUCGGGCUUCAACCCAAACGAACAGCCAAUCUGAUUAAUGUUUUCCUAACCCAAUGGCGUACCAAAGCCGUCACGGGACAUUUCGUCGAGCAUUCUGACUCUCCUCUGCGGCCUUUUCUUGAUGUGGAUGACCAUGCUGCACGGCUUAUGGCUCCAGUUGUUGGAGCUCUCGAGGCUGAAGUCGCCGUGAUGGGCAGUCUCACGGCAAACCUCCAUAUCUUGAUGUCAAGCUUCUACCGCCCAAGCAAGAAAGGCGAAGGAAGGUACAAAAUCCUCCUUGAGGGCAAGGCCUUUCCCAGUGAUCAUGUAGAGACUCCGCCCCGACUGUUUCUGAGGUGA